Molecule: messenger RNA, 723 nt
Organism: Guyanagaster necrorhizus
Lineage: Eukaryota; Fungi; Basidiomycota; Agaricomycetes; Agaricales; Physalacriaceae
Product: thioredoxin-like protein
Exons: 2
Coding region: 1-723 (240 amino acids)
Molecular function (GO): protein binding
Source: RefSeq, a predicted model, not a curated record
AUGUCUAACCCAGUCGAAAUUGAAUCAGUCACGCAGUGGAACGAGACUCUCCGUUCCGCAACAGCAGCAGGGCAAACAGUCUUUGUUGACUUCCACGCAGUAUGGUGUGGGCCUUGCAAGCAAAUCUCACCAUUUUUCGCUCAGUUCGUACAGAAGAACCCACAAGCGAUAUUCGUGCGCGUCGACGUCGAUGCGCAGAAAGCAAUCGCUUCAAAAUACCGGAUAUCCGCUAUGCCCACCUUCAUCGCGAUCAGGGCAGGUAAACCGGUCGACUUCUUACAAGGUGCCGAUCCACGGAGUCUUGCGGCCAUGAUUGCUCGACAUGCAACUCGAAUCGCACCUCUAUCGGAGGAAGCAGAGGCAGCAAAAGAAGAGGGAAACAAAUAUUUUGCAUCUGGGGACUAUACAUCUGCUAUUGAAGCGUAUACCACCGCUAUAUCUCGUACGCAAGAAUCCCCACAAUUGUACGCAAAUCGUGCUUUGGCAUAUCUCCGUCUAGGAACCAAAGAGAACCUGCCCAAGGCGCUUGCGGAUGCGGUGAAAGCAACAGAGUUGGAUGAGCGAUGGGGUAAGGGAUGGGCACGGUUAGGCGACGUUAUGCUUGCAGUCGGGGAAGACGAGACCGACCCAGAGGACGUGAACCAUAUGCUGAACGCGGCCCAGAGGUCAUUCGAGAAGGCUGUGGGUCUACUCGAAGGAUCUGCCAGUCAGCGAACAGGUUAG